UCUUCUUAUGUGUCGUGUUGAAAUUAUUGUCUGAUAAAAAAAAGCAUCGAUCUACUCCGGUUCUAUUGCCGCGUUGAUUAGAAAUAAAAAAUAUCUGAGAUAAGCGUUGAAGAAUAUCUCUUCGGUUGACUGUAUCCUAAUAGUGAAAAAGGAAAGAUGAAAGUCUCGUUAUCUUAGCACCGAUUGGAAUCGGUUUACAAUUUCGUUUAAUUAGACAAGGGAACAGAUCAAAAAAAAGGAAUCACGUGGAUUAGUCGAAAAGAUCUUUUGCCACGGCCACGUUUAACCGAUCGACGACCGACGUCAGUUGCCAGCAUCGUUAUGUUCUCAAUCGAAUACAGCAAACAAUUCCUGAGCUACCGUAUACUCAAGUCGAACCGGUUCAAAUACAUCUGACGAUACGGACUCGGACUAAGUGCUAAAAAAAGGGGGGUGCGAAAAGCUGAGAAAGAGUGGCGAGUAGUGCGUGUGUGUAUUUCAUUUAAUACCGGCAACACGACUUGGCGUUUUAUACGGUUAGCUCAGAAAUCAAGGGUUCGUUCUAUCGAUAAUCAGCAAGACCUGAAAAGUCUUGUUGUGGUGGUCGUUCGAUGGAAGGAAGAUCGAUCGAUCGAUUUCCUUGACGAUUAAAUCAAUUCUGAGAACAAAAUUGUCGUUGGUAAGAGAAAUUUUGGAGGGAAUAAGGAAUACUAUCGAUUCGUUAAAUUGUUCAAAGUUAAGGAAAGAAUUGGUGCCAAGAGUUGUCUUGCUGUUGAUCAUUUCCAGAUACCUUCCUCUCUUAUAAGAUUAAUUAAGUCUUAUCUUCGAUCGAAGCAGCAAUUAAAACCAAAAUCUGCACGUCUUUGGGUAGAUCCGACGAGGUUUUCUUCUUUAAAAGGAAGCAAAGGGGAAAAAAGAAAAGGGUAAAAAAAUGAUCGUUUACGUUCCGGGCAGAAUGCCAAGCCACGUUGGUCCCUACGGUGCCGCUCGUUAUCCUGGCACCCUGCUAGGAGCGAUACCGAGUUUUUACAACCCGGUUUCCGGUUACUCCAACUCGAGUUACUACGACUACGGGAGCCUGAGCCAGCAGCAACACCAUCACCACCAGCAGCAUCACCAGCUCCACCAACAGCAACGGCAGGGAUCGCUAAACCUUCCGGUUUGGCCUCGAAGGAUGCCGACGGAGGAGGAACUGCUGCCAAAUUCUACGAGCGUCGUCGCUUUGCCCGGCCUCGGAAUACCCUCUCCUGCUGCUGCUGCCGCUGCCGUUGCCGUUGUUGGACUCGGAAAUGGGGGCCCGCCGCCGAGCCCUGCUCACAGUGAUUCCGAUGCCUCCAGUUCUAGUCUCGAGCUAGGUUCCGUUCGGAGGGGGGAAAAUGCCCAACUCAAAUGCAGAUGGCAAAACUGUGGCCGAUGGUUCGCAUCAUUGGAACAGCUUGCUGGACACGUCGCGAGACUACACGCUGCGCCUGGUGCUCGAGGAUUGUUCUAUUGUGGAUGGGAAGGAUGUGCGAGAGGUGAACGUGGAUUUAAUGCCAGGUACAAGAUGUUGGUCCACGUCCGUACGCAUACAAACGAGAAACCACAUCACUGUUUUCAAUGCGAUAAGAGUUUCAGCAGGGCGGAGAACCUAAAGAUUCAUGCUAGAUCCCAUACUGGUGAACGUCCGUACGUCUGUCCUGUUGAAGGUUGCAACAAGGCCUAUUCUAAUUCCUCGGAUAGAUUCAAACAUACCAGGACUCAUGCCGUCGAUAAGCCGUAUUGUUGUAAGGUUCCGGGAUGCCCAAAAAGGUAUACGGAUCCUUCGUCCCUAAGAAAACACGUUAAAACUUACAGGCACUAUGUAAACAACAAUGAUAAAGUGCAGGAGAAAAGUUUAGAUGAUAACCAUUUACAAGAUAAAACGAGAUUCGAUGCUACCUCACCCGAGAAACAAAACAGCAGUUGUACUACUCAUUCUGAAUCCGACAAAAAGGAUUCCAGCAUCGGAAGUAGCAACACCUCUUGCUCGAGUCCAAAGGCGAGCAAUAGCUUCGAGGAGCAGAAGAACUUUGUCGAAUGGAACAACAUGUACAAUCUGCAGGAUCAACGGAAAGAAAAUGAUAUUCUACAAAAUUCCUAUGGACAAGAAGUCAAAAUUUAUUCGAAAAUAUAUGACGAUAGCUAUAUAAUACCGGAUAGAAUCCAAGUGAAUCCGAUCUACGCGAAUACGAUUGGUAAUACAAUUAUAAAGGAUUGUUCCUCCAUGAUAUCUCCUCGUACUAGUCCAAGACACGUUCCAGAAACAAUGACCAUACGAAUUGGUAUGCAAUCGACACCAAUUAAAACAGAAGAACCAAUGGAAUGUCAGAGUAACAUAAGCACGGUCGAUUAUAGAAAUAUCGAUUCAAUUGUUAAUAGUACACCUUGCAAAAAAGAGAGCAACGUCGGUUGCGAUAUUAUAAGAAACUCUGUGAUAAAGCGAGCCGAAGACGUUAAGAUAGAAGUGGUCGAGCAUAAGCCAAUAAAAGAGAAAACGAAUAAAGAUAUGGUAGAAGAGUGCUGUUGCCGUCACAAAUGUUGCGUUCAUAGUAAUAACAGUAUUUUGGAAAAAACUAAGAUGCUUUCUGAUCUUAUACUCAAGUCGCGAAAUCCCCUCUUUCAGCAUCUUCUUGGUUCGGUUGAUCUGCAAUAUGGCUUUGAAAAUAUGUGGACCAAUAUUGUUGACAAUACUAAUACUUGCGGACAAGAUCUCAGAGUUAAAACCGAGAAUAUUACUGAAAUGGAAGAAGAUCUUCCCUUGGACCUAACAAUUAACAAAUAAUGGUAGUGUAUCUAAAAGAAAAUUUUUACAACAAAAUUAUCAAAAAGCUUACCUUCAUUUGUUGUGCCUUAAUGGAUCUUUAAAAUAUAACGUAUAUAUGAAUGUGUUAUCUCGAGUGUUAAAUAUUUGAAAUUGACGAAUAUUGAAAGAUGUUUAGUAGAUGAAGAAAAGACUUUAUCUUAAAUUAUAAUGCUACGAAUUAUGUAUAUAUUACACACGAUCAAUAUGAUUUUCUUUACAAUAAUUUGAAAUCGCAUUCUAAUAUCUCGAUACACUAUUACUAUGUUUUAUAUUUAAAAAGCAUGCAUAUGUAAUAUAUGUAAAUAGACAAAAAUAUAUACAUAUAUAUAUAUUAUAUAUGUACGCACGUUCGUACAAGCGAUCAAUCCACCUGAAUAUUAAUAAACCAGGAAUGCAAUUUCCCGAUUUUGAAAGCGCAUUCUACUUCAGAAAGAUAAUGAAUAAAAAUAUAU
This is a messenger RNA of Polistes canadensis, 3255 nucleotides long. RefSeq names its product zinc finger protein ZIC 2-B-like. Gene Ontology annotation, cellular component: nucleus. NCBI's taxonomy places the organism in Eukaryota, Metazoa, Arthropoda, Insecta, Hymenoptera, Vespidae. Bases 911 to 2782 code for a protein of 623 amino acids. Gene Ontology annotation, molecular function: RNA polymerase II cis-regulatory region sequence-specific DNA binding; DNA-binding transcription factor activity, RNA polymerase II-specific. Gene Ontology annotation, biological process: smoothened signaling pathway; regulation of transcription by RNA polymerase II. The record is from RefSeq and is a predicted model, not a curated record. The transcript is spliced from 4 exons.